Atta colombica is the source of this 876-nucleotide messenger RNA. Its product is annotated as putative SERF-like protein. The record is from RefSeq and is a predicted model, not a curated record. NCBI's taxonomy places the organism in Eukaryota, Metazoa, Arthropoda, Insecta, Hymenoptera, Formicidae. Bases 166 to 366 code for a protein of 66 amino acids. The transcript is spliced from 3 exons.
UUUAUUUUGGUUUGGAAAUUAGUCCGCAGGAGCCGUGUACGGCUGUGCGCGCGUGUAUGUGUGUGCGUUUGAGCGCGUAUCGUCGGGCCGUGCGUUUCGCACCGAUUCGGGUGGUCAAAUUUCAAAGUGCUUGCUUAUCGGAGAUCAAGAACUGAGAAAAAAAAAAUGACCCGUGGAAAUCAACGUGAACUAGCACGAGCCAAGAAUUUGAAAAAAACUGUAAAGAAGGCAGCGUCGGAACAAGAUAGCAAUAAAGGUCUUUCCUUAGAACAACGUAAAGCACGCGACGCAGAACGAAUGAGAGAGAAACAACUUAAGAAACAGCAGGGUGAACCAGCAGACAAAUCCAAGCAGGCAGCGAGAUAAUUCAACGAGAAAAGUGUAUAAAUUUUUAUGAUAAGAACGGCUAUAUCACGCAACCAAUGGCUACGUUAAAAAGAUUCACGACUGUAAGAUACACAUACGUCGAUGAUUACCGGAGACAGAAAAAUGAAUCACUAUGUCUUUGAUGUUAGAGAAUUUUUCCAUUGUCGGCCGUACGCAGGUAUGUCAACCGUAUGACAUACCUCAGGACCUAGCCUCGAUUAUCUUGUUAUUUACACGUUGCUCACGAUAACAGUUAUAAUCAGUGUGUACAAACUUGACGUUACCUACACCUAAAUUCAGUCAAAGAAAAUACAUGUUUGACUGGUUUCUCUAGGUAUAAGGAUAUUAAAUAAUACUAUAUAUUUGUAGUACUAAUUUCCAAUAUGUAAAAAUUCAGACUUUCACUUAUUUAAUAUGUUAUGUAAUUAAAUGUAAACAAGCGAACGAUCAUUAAACACACAUGUGUUACUAUCGUUCCCUCUCGCUUGUAAUAAACUGUUCAAAUUUUAA